Messenger RNA from Pimephales promelas (fathead minnow), 1478 nucleotides. It is a transcript of the gene rhogd, whose product is annotated as ras homolog gene family, member Gd. The record is from RefSeq and is a predicted model, not a curated record. Lineage: Eukaryota; Metazoa; Chordata; Actinopteri; Cypriniformes; Leuciscidae. Gene Ontology annotation, biological process: small GTPase-mediated signal transduction. Gene Ontology annotation, molecular function: GTP binding; GTPase activity.
CAGUGCGCGAGUUCACGGCGUGAACUUCACGCGAACGCGAGUUUGAACGCCAGUCGGACAGGCGCGCGCGAGGAUCUCUGAGGCGGUGCCGCUGCCCGUGUGGACGCAGAAUGCAGACCAUUAAGUGUGUUGUGGUGGGAGACGGUGCGGUGGGCAAGACGUGCCUCCUCAUCUCGUACACGACAAACGCCUUUCCCGAGGAGUACAUCCCCACUGUGUUCGACAACUACAGCGCUCAGAUGAGCGUGGAUGGGCGCACGGUCAGCCUCAACCUCUGGGACACGGCGGGGCAGGAGGAGUACGACCGUCUGCGCACGCUCUCGUACCCGCAAACCAACGUCUUCAUCAUUUGCUUCUCCAUCGGAAGCCCUUCGUCGUUCGCCAACGUUCGCCACAAGUGGCACCCGGAGGUGUCUCACCACUGUCCCAGCGUGCCCAUCCUUCUGGUGGGCACCAAGAGGGAUCUGCGCUCAGAUACGGAAACGGUGAAGAAGCUGAAGGAGCAAGGGCUCGCUCCCACCACCAACCAGCAGGGCGGCGCUCUGGCCAAGCAGAUCGGGGCCGUGAAGUACAUGGAGUGCUCUGCGCUCCUGCAGGAGGGCGUGCGGGAGGUGUUCGUCGAGGCCGUCCGCGCCGUGCUCUACCCCGCCACCAAAAAGAAUAACAAGAGGUGCGUGCUCUUAUAGUCGGACGUGAACUCAUAAACACGCUGUGAUCCUGGUGUUUGUAUCCUUGUCAUCUUGCCCUCUCUUCUAGCUCUUAAAGGACUUCCUCCGGCUCACUGAUUUUGACGUGUUCACUCCACAUUCCUCGUAAAAAUGCAGUCGCUUGCCUAUCGUUCUGAUGAUUAAUAACCAUUAUUGCCAGUUCCACUCAAUGAAAGACACAUCAGCAUGUGUCCUUCAGGAGUGUGUAGAGCUGGAUUGUGGCUUUAUUACUCUCUUGUCCUGUGCCUUCCGAUAAAUGUGCAAUAUGAUGAAGACUGAAUGAGUUCGACACAUCAGAGUCCCUUUCCGAGAGGUUUCCCAGCCAAAUAUUUGAUGUGCCUUAGUAAUUAUUAUUAUUACCUGUACCUGUUCAGUCAUCACAAAAGCAAUAUUUGGACAGGUUGAAAAAAAAGAAGAGAGGAUUGUAUUGGAUGCGAUGAUGAUUUUCAUGUAGAAAACUGCAGGAUAGCCUAUAUUUUAUUCCACAAUCAAGAAAAAAUGACUAUACUUUCCAUAAUGAAACAAAACAAAAUUUUUUAUAGCGUUCAGAUUUUUAUUAGAUAUACAAGAAUGAAACUCUUCCUGUCCAGACAUUUAAACAGAUUUUUUUUUUUAAAGAUGGUACAACAAAUACUGUAAUGCUGUACAUUUCCAGUGAUAUUUAAGAAAUGCAAAACUUUUUAGUGGUCCAAAAAUAUUUUUACUUGUUAUUUUGGGAUUAGAUAUGACCCUUAAUGGUGUUUUUGAGAUUAAAGGAGUAGUUCACUUUUU